Molecule: messenger RNA, 3458 nt
Organism: Sardina pilchardus (European sardine)
Lineage: Eukaryota; Metazoa; Chordata; Actinopteri; Clupeiformes; Clupeidae
Gene: bspry
Product: B-box and SPRY domain containing
Exons: 7
Coding region: 231-1628 (465 amino acids)
Biological process (GO): protein ubiquitination
Cellular component (GO): cytoplasm
Molecular function (GO): ubiquitin protein ligase activity; zinc ion binding; protein binding
Source: RefSeq, a predicted model, not a curated record
AGUAAGGCAGUGCUGCGUUACCUGCUCAUCAACUCACUUUACACUGGCUACAGGGCUCAACUUCCGUGUUGUGCACCUGUGGCACAGGUAGGCUAUACACCUGCACUGCGUCAAUUGUUCAUAAGUGGAUACAUCUUCGAUGAUCAGGGCGCAUUACUAAGCUGUCAUUGUUGUGUAGCACUGUAUCGACGGUUUGAUCUAAAAAGACGAGGCUUGUCCCACACCUUAGCAUGACUGAGGACAGAGGAAUUUGCGAUUUAGCUGUAGUGUCCUUACAGGAUAACGAGCCAGAGGCCGACAUGGAAGACCGGGAGAGUCCUGCCUGCCAUCAGAGGAAAAAAGACUCAAAACAACCAGAAGACACUUCUUACCAUCGGUUAAACGGAGGAACGGAUAACGUUGACGAAAGUGGACACGCUGUUGCUUUAACAUUAACCAACAAUCCAAAGUCCGACGCAGAUCCCUCUUCCAUGACCUGCGUUGACCACGACUCUGAGUUGGACUGGUUUUGUAGUUCCGAGGGGAAGCUCAUAUGUUCUCACUGCGCCAUUGUGGGACCGUGUCAGGGUCAUACGGUAACACCACUCGGCACUCAAGCAACAACAGUGAGGAAUCAGCUUGUGGACAUCUGUGAGAAGAUGCAGAUGCAAGCAUUACGGAUUGAGCGCUUUAUCAGCCAAACUUUGUCUGUCAAAGAGAAAGCUAUACAGGCUGACGCGAGUGCGGCGCGGGAGCGCGUGCUGGCCCAGGUCAGCGCGGUGCGGGAGGCCCUGGACGAGGAGGAACAGCACCUCCUGGAGGCCGUGCAGAGAGAGCAGGAGCGCGUGGAGCAGUGUCUGCUCACGCAGCGCGCUCACUGGAGCCAGGCCCUCACCUCGCUCUCGAACACGCGCACCAACCUGGUGCACACGCUCACAAACUCACAGGAUGCAGAGCUGGUGACAUCCAGUCAACAAAUAAAUGAAAGGGUGGAGGAGGCCGAGGGAGUGGGGGAGCCACGUGACACUGAGCAACUGAAUCUCAGCUCAGACUGCAGCGACAGCAGACUCAUGCAGGGCCUGUGGGCCAGCGCUCUUCUCCUGGGGCCCUCAGCUCAUGGGCCUGCCAACCUGCGUUUCCAGGAGCGUUCGGUCAGUACCAUGCUCUCCCUGUCCGCUGAUGAAUGCACGCUCACCUUCCUGCCUAAGCGCGCCCGCCAGUCCCCUCCGUACGACCCGGCCCGCUUCGACUGCUGGCCCAAUGCACUCGGGACCCUGGCCAUCUCCUCGGAGACCCACAGCUGGGUGCUGGAUGUGGGCCAAAGUGCUGCCUACAAGGUUGGAGUGUGCUAUGCCAGCAUGGACCGCAAGGGCUCGGGAAACGGUGCGCGGCUGGGCUACAACGACCGCUCCUGGGUGCUGUCGCACUACGAGGGCGACUUCACCUUCUGCCACGCCGGGCGCCACACGUCUCUCCAUGUGAUCCGGAGACCCCGGCAUGUUGGGAUACUGGUGGACUGGCCCAGCCAGACACUUCUGUUCUACGACCCGGACUCCUACUGCGUCCUGCAUGCCGUCAGUCACCACUUUAGCUCCCCCUUGCUGCCGGCGUGUGCCGUCGCUGACCGCAGUGUCACGCUGCUGCAUUGACCAGAGCAGGGCAGGUGGACAAAGAUGGACACGUAGCUCAAUUUAUAUGGUAAAACGAGAAUGUAAGGUCUGCUUAUACUGUAAGUAUUUCGCUGCUGCUGUGCAAGAAUCGUGAGCUUAUGCUGGAAGGGAGCUGUGAUGUGGCAACAUCCUGACCUCAUAGGGGUCUAGUUGUCCACCCAAUCCUGUCCCAUCUCUCUCCUCCACCUGGUUGCUGUCACUCUCAACUGUCCUAUAGGUAAAUGUACCCCCCCACCACCACACACACACACACACACACCUUUUUAAAUACUUUUUAGUCACUCAGUACUUCUCAUAUUCUCUUGCUGAUUCAUCCCAGCAUUUGGAUUAAUGACCAAUCAUAACCAAUAGCUCUUUCAAUGUACAUAUGAAAUUGCAGAUGUUGGCAAGACAUCACUGAAGACUACAUUUCCCUAAAGCCACCGGUGUGUUUAGCAUGUUGAUUGACAAUGUUCAUGUUUUUCUUUCUUUUUUUUUUUUUACUUCAAGCCAUUACUCUUACCAGAGAUUACUGAAUAAUCAUGUUGGAACUCAUGAUAUAUCCUGCAUGCCACACAUAUUAAUGCUGAUUAUGAUGUUGAUUACUGAAUGAUUAGUGUCGAUGAUAUUUUGUUAAUGCUGUUUUUGCAUUAUUCAUCAAUCAAUCACCUGAAAGUAUUUAUUUUGAUUGUAGCCUACUGCCUAUUGCGUAUUCGGUGUAGUUAUGAUUGUGUAGAACUAAGUAUGUUUUAUGUGGUAACAAUCUGUGAAUUCAUUGAGAAAAUGAAUUCUGUUUUUCUAAAAAGAAAAUCUCAUGUUCACCUGUUAUUCUAAAAGCAAAAUAUAGAAAUGUAUAUUUAUUUCACGUUAUUUAAUAAUGGCAUUAUUUAAGAAACUAAGCCUUUUAGUUUUUCUGUCAGUACCAUGAGACAAUAAAAGAAAAGAAAAUGAAAGAAAACAACCAGCAGAUGUCAGUGCUGCUUGAAGGCAUUGAGAGGCUAUUAUGAGUCACUAGCCUGUCUAGCGCCUACCACUUCUCAAAUGAGACCUUGUCUGGCAACCAGACGUUCAUUUUCUCGUAUUUGAAAAAAUGCCCAGAUGCGUUCAUUGGGCGCCACCGAUGUCUAUCAAAUGCGUCUGUGCAUAGCUCAUCAUGGUCUUGCUUUCUCCACUGUUUUGUGAUUGGUCGCCAACAUCAGGCGAAAAUUUGGGUGUUCGUUUCCAGACUACCUUAGCUGCGUGAUUGAAAUCACUGCGCAAGGCAGGAUGGGAACACCCAGGCUAAGUCAUUACAGGUUUCAGGUGGAAAACUGCACACCGCAACUACAGAUCUGUGAUGAAAUCGCCACCACCAAAUCCUUAUAAGUGCAAUAAAGCUGUAUGUGUGAUCUGCAAAGUGCAGAGGUGUAUUUGGUCUUUUUGGUUUGUGUCUGGUAAACUGAUUUAUAUACUUUUAAUGCUGUUGCAUCAUUAAUCAAUCACUUGAAAGUAUGUAUUUUGAUUGUAUUGCUUAUGUGUAGUUAUGAAAUAGCAAUUUCUAUGGAAGUGCAAAUGCCUUAAUUGAGAAAACUAUUGAAUAAUUAUUGAGAAAACUAUGACUAUGACUACUAUUUGACUACUACUAUUGACCUGAGCUUCUGAAUGAAUGAUUUUAUUAUCAAAUUAUCCAGACAUUAUUGCUCUAAAUGUGUUAAUUACAUUAAUUACACAUUAUUCUAAUUUUACUUUUUUCCUCAGUGGCUUUGGUACAUUUCUCAUAUCAGAAUUGAAAUUCUUCAAACUGCUUGUUCAAACUCCAUAUCAUUUCACCUGUGCCCAUCAUAAACAUAA